UUUCACACAAAAGCAAGCGUACUUAAAUCCUAUACUGCUCUUUGGGCCUAGAAUCUAGAUCGAUCCUAUGGCUGGACCGGGCUUUUGUCUCGACAGUCAGUUUCACUUCACACGCUGACAAACGAGAGUCCACGGUAUUUAAAAUGCAGUCGCCCUCACCUAACCACUGUCUCCAAUAUUUAUGACACUCCUCAACCUCCCAAACAAAAACCAAUCUGCUCUCCCUCUCCUUUUUCCCUCCUCUGUCUCUCUCCCUUACCCCUCUGCUUCUGUCAGAAAGACCUCUGAGAAUUUUUUACCCCCACCAAAUUAAGAAAAUACCAAUAAUGAAAAAACUCUGAGAAUGGCGGACCAUCCUACUGCUACCUUCCCCCCCUACCCUUUUCACCUUAUUGCCUUUGCUGUUAAUAGCCCACCCACUCCUCCCCAGCAGAUUUGCUUUGCUUCCCCCUUCAAAAGGCUAAGCUAACUAGCUAGCUCACUCCAUUUCCCACUCUUUCUUCGCCUGUUCUUCUUCUUCUUCCUUUCUCUCCGAUGGCUGCCGCGCUGGAAUGCUGGUCGAGCCGGGGGAGCACCGACGAGGACUUGGUGGAGCAGGUUCUGAUGCGGUCCCACGACAGAUCGGAGGCGGGCUCGGCCGGCGUCGCCGAUCACGAGAGGGACUCCUCCGCCGCCGCCUCAUCGGAUAAGAGGAAGCGGUUCCAGAGGCUGAGCAGGAACGUCUCCGAGGCCAUUGCCUCGCUUAAGAACACCCUCAACCUCGAUUCCAUCAGGGACGGGAACUCGUUUUUGAUGAAUCAGCAGCAGCAGGGGAUUAGUGCUGGUGGUAAAGGGAAGGCUGAGAGUUGCCGGAAAGUUGUGUGGGCUACCGUCGUACGGAAUCUCACCCAGUUGUACCCAGGGAGUCAGCUGCCGGAGAAGCUCGUUUCCAAUAUUAAGAAGCAUUACGAUUCCUUGCCUUUGAGUUACUCACAGGCGGAAUUUGAUAUGAAGGAGGUGUUUCUACACAUGAAGUUGAUCGAGCAGGCAUUGGCGGAUGAUCAUCCUGCAAUCAUGCUCCAUGAGAUUUCUGACGAUGAGGUACAUGGUUCUGUAUUCAAGCUCACAUUUGCUUGCAAUUCAUCGAUUUCCUGGCCUGCGAUGUCCGGUGCAUUGGACAGUGCUUCCAUAUGUUGCAAGAAGAUACAGAUCUUUGAAAAAAAGGGGUUUACUUUAGGGGUCAUUCUUCUUUUGGUUCAAGCUGGUCAAGAGAAAUUGUUCAAAACCCGGAUCGAGAGCGCUCUAAAAUUCGCGGCAAAGAAGCCUAAAUCAGCAACGGUGAAGCUCCCCUUUGGGCUUUGCGGGUGCCAGGAAGAGAAUUCAAAAAGGAGAGACUUUGGCGAGAUUGAAGAGGAUCCCUGUGAUCUAAGUUACAGAAAUGGAAUUGAGAACGUAGGAAAUGUCAAGAUUCAACUUGACAUGCCCUUGCCUAGUUCAUCUUUUGUUGUUUCAGUUAAUGAAUGGCAAACGAUCCAAUCAGGUGGUGAUGAGCUUGGAAAAUGGCUUCUGAAUUCUGAUAAUCUCGAGUUCACUGACCAGGUUGGACCGACCUCUUUUAAGGGAGUGUUCAGGGGCAAAAGGGUUAGAAUUGAGAAGCUAAAAGGGUGUGAAAAAGGGAACUCAUAUCAGUUUGAGCUGCGAAAUGAUCUACUGAAGCUAAUGACUUGUGGGCAUAAGAAUAUUCUGCAGUUUCAUGGCGUUUGUGUUGAUGAAAAUCAUGGAUUGUGUGUGGUGACGAAACUGAUGGAAGGUGGUUCUGUUAAUGAACUCAUGUUUAGGAAUAGAAAGCUCCAAGCUAAAGACAUGUUUAGGAUUGCUGUGGAUGUAGCAGAAGGGCUUAAAUUCUUGAAUGAUCAUGGAGUGGCUUAUAGAGAUCUGAACACUCAAAGAAUUUUGUUGGAUAAACAUGGGAAUGCUUGCUUGGCGGACAUGUGUAUUGUGGCUGCCUGCAAGGAUAUGGGUGAGGCUCUGGAGUAUGAAACUGAUGGUUACCGCUGGCUAGCCCCUGAGAUCAUAGCAGGCGACCCAGAGUCUGUUGCUGAGACAUCGAUGAGCAAUGUGUAUAGUUUUGGAAUGGUGAUUUGGGAAAUGGUUACCGGUGAGGCUGCCUACGGCUCAUAUUCCCCUGUGCAGGCUGCAGUUGGCAUAGCUGCAUGCGGCCUUAGGCCUGAGAUCCCAAAGGACUGCCCACAAAUUCUCAAGUCUCUGAUGAUCAAGUGCUGGAACAAUGUCCCGUCUAAGCGGCCUCAGCUCAGUGAAAUUCUCUCAAUUUUGCUCAACACGUGUAGGUAAAAAGUUCAUCAGAACAAAUAUAUAGUGUAGUUAUUAUGAUAAAGACUUGGUGUAGAGAAUAUCCCCUUAUCAGAUAGGUGAAUGCCAUGCAUGCAUGACUUAAGAUUUUCAAAAGUUGUUUACACAGAAGAAAAUGAAGGUAGAUGGUCUUCUGGUUGUUUGUCCUCCCCCAUAUAUCACGGGAAAGGAAGGGGGAAAAAAAGCUUAUAAGUUGUCACAUAUGUUUUCACUUUAGUGUGUCUGCAGCUAUGAUGUAUGUAUCUAACAUGCCGGCAACUUUAAGUGGGGAGUAUCAAGUUUCCUAGUCAUUUUUACAAGAGGCUGGGGUUAUUAGUUUGGCAUAAAGAGGGUGGAAAACAUGUAAAGCAAGAGACUUGGUGGUGCUGUGGUGGGCCUUUUGUGCUUGUCUUGUGGCUUAGCAAAGGGAACAGAAAUCUGGCCCUUCUUUGUCUUUCGGUCUAGUGGGAAAUGGAAAUUAACAUCAUCUGUAACUUCCUUUUUGCCAUCCAAUUCUGGUUCAACUUUCAACAUCAGCAUCACCUUUUGCUAUCCAUUUUCACUCUUUUGUCUUUAGGGUUUGGAAGUAUGGAUAUAAUUCUUGAUUCCUCUUUUGUCUGUCGAUUUUCCCAUGAGGUCCUACUUUGGUAGGUAGCAUGGUUCCUUCAGCUGCUACUGACUGGUUGAUGUAUCCUACGUGUUCAUUGUUCAUGCCUUUGAGAGAGUUUCUGUUAUAUAUUGCUUCUUCUGCUUUGUUUGAUGCAACCAUUUUAUUGGUUUAAGUGGGGGUGGUGGGUCCUAUCGUAAUUGGGACAUUGAGAUUAUGUAGAAUGAAAUGAUUGAUCCAAGUGGGUGAUUAAGAUUAAAGGUACAGAUCUGGGAUCCCCUUGAUUGAAUCAUAGAUCUGAGAGGAAGGCUUCUACUUUCUGCUGUGCAUGCAUCCAGAGGCAAAAAGUUCGUGCAUGAAAUAUCCUCUUCUGGGGACUGUGUUCAUAUCAAGAAUCAUGCUUGCGGGUUUUGUUUGGAUAUGGAGAUGUUCAGUUCAGAUUUAGAUCCAUGCCUUUGUUGGAAAAGGAGGCAUAUGUUUUUUGGAGAGAAACUCAGAUUGAAGAAGGAAAGUCAGGAAUGGAUGGCUGGGCUGAUGCACAUGCUUGUGAUCUUGGUAGGGCCAUAUGUAGGCACCCGGUGGAGCUCAAUCGAUGAAAAUAAAUUUCUUCCCAAUUAGAUCCGCAAAUGAGUUAAGAGUGGUUAUACUUAGUUCAGAUAGUGAAACUCGCAAGUUAGUUUGACUUGGUGACUCAUUUAGCUCAGUUCCUGAGUGGAUUCGACAAUGUGUGUAGCGAUGUAGUUUGACUAGUUGUUUAUUAGUUAAUUGAUUAUAUUUUAUGAGUUGGCUUGUUGAUAGUUUAUAGACUUAUUAGAUUAUAUAUUUCACAUAUGAUGGUUUAAAACUUUGCCUACUUGUUAUAUAUAUAAAAAAAAACUGUGUACUUGGCCAAAAUAAGUCUUAUUUAUAAUU
Messenger RNA from Linum trigynum, 3847 nucleotides. The record is from the annotation of a GenBank genome assembly. Lineage: Eukaryota; Viridiplantae; Streptophyta; Magnoliopsida; Malpighiales; Linaceae.